Messenger RNA from Dissoconium aciculare CBS 342.82, 2240 nucleotides. RefSeq names its product FabD/lysophospholipase-like protein. The record is from RefSeq and is a predicted model, not a curated record. Bases 108 to 1742 code for a protein of 544 amino acids. Gene Ontology annotation, biological process: glycerophospholipid catabolic process. Gene Ontology annotation, molecular function: A2-type glycerophospholipase activity. The transcript is spliced from 3 exons. Gene Ontology annotation, cellular component: intracellular membrane-bounded organelle; cytosol. NCBI's taxonomy places the organism in Eukaryota, Fungi, Ascomycota, Dothideomycetes, Mycosphaerellales, Dissoconiaceae.
CGCAUGCUGAUUGAUGUUCCUUGGGUUGAAGCGUGCGGAGUACAAAAGCAAGCCUUGGUCGGAAGCACUAUUCCAGCUCAGCAUCUCGUCAAAAUCUUCAAGCAAACAUGGCACAUCAGGUUGCCGUGUUCGCACUUCUAUGCGCAUUGUGCAAUGCGAUCUCCAUUCCAGCUCCUUUCGAGAUAUCGUCGAGGGCUACCUCGGAGUCGUACGCACCAUACAAAGUGCAAUGCCCUUUCAUCAAACCCCAAGUCAGAUCAGCCAACUCACUCGGUCCCAGAGAGUCUGCGUAUGUUGCUCAGCGACAAACCCUCGCGGAUCAAAACCUUAAGUCUUGGUUGGACAAGGCGUUGUCGGGCUCGACCGCGACUGGGGGAUGCAAGCUUCCACGAGUUGCACUGGCAUUGAGUGGUGGCGGACCCAAAGCUGGUUUGACCACUGCUGGUGUUGUGCAGGCUUUUGAUUCACGAGACACCAGCAAUGGAGUCGGCGGUUUACUACAGGGCAUGACUUACGUAUCUGCGUUGUCUGGAGGCUCGCUUACGCUGUCUGGAAUGAUGGUCAACAAUUUUGCCAGGAUCUCCGAUCUCAAGACGAAACUUUACAACAUCAAUUACCAGAACCCGUAUCAGCUUCCCAUUGUAAACGCUGAUCAGAUUAAAGCGGAUAUGAAUUCUAAAUUCAACGCUGGUUUCCGGGCGACCACCGUCGAUGCAUACGGACGCGCGAUUUCUUACGAUUUCAUUGGCGGUACACAGGGCGGCAAUGCACUCACCUGGUCGAAUGUUACGACGCUGAGCGCGUUCAAGUCGCACGAAAUUCCGUACCCGAUCAUCACUCUCACCGAUACCAAUGUCCCACAAGGUGAAUGCUUUCCCAGUCCCACCAAUCCUAUCUGGGAAGUUGGGCCCUACGAGUUCGGCUCGUGGGACCAAGAUGUGAAUGCCUUCUACCCAACGGAGUAUCUCGGAACGCCGGCGCCGACUAGAUGGUUUUUCUGGCAGAAGUCCAGCUGCAUCAACGGAUUCGACAAUGCAGGCCUGAUCACCGGCAUCAGUUCAGAUACCUUCGUCAGUGGCAACACUUGUGCAAGGAAUGGAACCGUCAAGCCUCUGGCCGGACUCGGACAGGUUGUGAAUGAUGUCUUUGGAGGUCCGAACCUCGAAUCCAGUCCGUAUGGCAUCGUUCCCAACCCUUUCUAUCACAGUAAACGCGCGGGUAAAGUCAAUGAGCGUCAGGACUUGUACAUGCAGGAUGGCGGAUACACAGGCCAGGGCAUCCCCAUCUUCCCCUUCAUUCAGCCAGAGCGGCAAGUCGAUGUGAUCUUCGUCAUCGAUGCCACCUCCUCUGCUCCUACGAACGUAACAAACGGGGCCUCGAUAUACCGCACCUAUGUCUCUGCCAAUUCGACUGGCCUUACAGCCAUGCCUGUGAUCCCAACUCCAGAAGUAUUUGCCGCGCAAAAUCUGUCGUCGCGGGCACAAUUCUUUGGCUGUCAUGACAAGAAGGUUUCGACGUUGAUCUAUGUACCAAACACCUACGAGUCUGGGAUUUCCAGCAGCUCAUACUUCUUCACGCCCGAACAACUGGAGUACACCUUUCAAGGAGGUGUGUCGAUGGCGACACAGGCCAACAACACGGAAUGGCCGGCCUGUGUAGCAUGUGCUGUGCUGCAUAAGACCUCGAACAAUCUUCCGGCAGUCUGCAACGGGUGUCUGGAUAAGUACUGUUGGACUGGCUGAUCGCCUGGUGGCCAUCCUAUAUCUAUGAGAACUCAGUAAUACCAAAAUUUAUUUCAAGUUACAUUCAUACCUAGGUAUGAUGACUAGAUACACCGAUGUCCAAGACCACGAAUAGCGCGCACAAGCAUAACGCUGCAGCUUCUGCCUGGUGGAGACCGAGAUGAUCAUCAUCAGUAGAUGGCCCUCCAAAUUCAGACGCGCCAAGGUCGGGCUAGAAGCGGUUGAGUCGUUGUGCUCGGAGUAUCAUCUGCUCAAGCACGAGCGUGAGCCCGGUACCAACAGUGCACAAGGCAGGCGUCACUUCUCGACAUAUCGAAUAAUGAAGAUCGACAGCAUCGCCGACAUGGAGUGUAUAAGUGCCUCGCGGAUCAUAAUGUUUCGUCUCCUGUUCUACAUGGAGUCCAAGUGGAUGUGCUUGCAUUCCAGCAUUGUAUAAUCUCCACAGCAUGCAUUGAACAUGUUGACAAUCUUGGAAUCGAACGUUUCUCAUCCGGCUGC